AUGGAUCUUCAUUUUCCGAAUUGGGAUUACUAUACUAGUUCAGUUAUUGAAGGCCGUCUUUUGAUAGUUUGGAGGAAGUCAUUUGUUAAGAUCAAUAUUUUAGAGGAAUCUAACCGAUUUGUUCAUUGUUUGGUUAAGUUGACUGGUGUGCAGCAGGAUUUUGGUGUUACUUUUGUCUAUGGUUUUAAUUCGAUUGAAGGAAGGAGAAGUCUUUGGGAAGGGCUACGAAGGCCGUUUCUUAAGGAAAAAGCUUGGUUAUUUUUAGGGGACUUUAAUGCCCCUUUUUCAGGCAAAGACAGAUCGGGAGGUAAGCCUAUUUCAGACUUAGAGUUGGUUGACCCCAUUCGGUGGCUUGCAGAUGCUUAUGUAGAGCCUUUAAAAAGUGUUGGUUCUUAUUUUACUUGGAUCAAUAACCAAAAUGGUGUAGCUAGAAUUUACACUAAAAUAGAUCAUGUGCUCAUAAAUGAGAAAUGGCUUGAUUUGAUUCCUCAGUCUACUGCUAUGUUCAGAUGGGAAGCUAUAUCAGAUCACUGCUCUUGUCUUGUUAAAACUCAGGUUUCAGAGAAGAUGGGGACUAGGGUGUUUCGGUUCUAUAACUAUUGGACAGAGCAUCAUGAUUUUCAUGCUCAGGUUUUAAGGAGCUGGAAGUCUCCGAUUAGAGCUGCUGGUAUUAAGGCCAUUUAUCUUAAAUUGCUGAGACUUAAACAUUGUUUGAAAGCCUUUAAUAUGGACAAAAUUGGUGAUCUGAAGGUUAACUACUACAAGGCUAAAGAGAAUUAUCAAAAAGCUCAAAUGCAAGCUCAAGCUUACCCCCAUGUUCUUAGUUAUCAGGAAGCUGAGAGGAUAGCAGCUGAAGCAUUUUCAAAGCAUAAAGCGGAGAAUGGCAUUGUCUCAUUCAUUACAGAAGAUGGCAAAUUAAUAGAUAAAUUCUCAGAAGUGGUUUCUCAUUUUGUGGGGCAUUUCAGAGAUUUUUUGGGAAGUUCUAGCUCGGCUACAGGAAGAUUAAAAGUUCAGAUUGUAGAGAUGGGACCUCAGCUUUCUGUUGAGCAGCAAGACAUAGGGGAUGAGGUGUGUGCUGCUAUUACUCAGUGUUUUGAAACUGGUAAUUUCCCUACUGAGCUCCACGAAACAACCUUAUCUUUGAUUCCUAAGGUAGCUAACCCCUUACGGGCUGUUGACUAUAGACCCAUAGCCUGUUGCUCUACAUUGUACAAGUGUAUGGCGAAAUUGAUUUGUAAGGGACUGGCCGAUAUUCUCCCCGAUCUUGUACAGCCCAAUCAGGGAGCAUUUGUCAAAGGUCGCUCUAUUGCCCAUAAUAUUAUGAUUUUUCAAGAUCUCAUCAAAAACUAUGGGAGGACUUCUACUUCAUCAAGAUGUGCUAUCAAGAUAGAUCUUAGUAAGGCAUAUGACACGGUAGAUUGGGAUUUUCUUGAGGACCUGUUAAAAGCUCUUAAAUUUCGUAUGAAAUUCAUAGGUUGGGUCAUGUCUUGUGUUAGGAAUACUUCCUAUUUUCUUCUGAUGAAUGGCAGAAUUCAAGGCAAAUUUAAAGGUGGGAAAGGGCUGAGACAAGGUGACCCCAUGUCACCUUUGUUGUUUGUCCUUAUAAUGGAAUACCUGACAAGAAGCUUGCAACUAGCUGCUCUUAAUUCUCCCUUUAGAUAUCACCCAAUGUGUAAAAGUCUCAAGCUCAUUAAUCUGUGCUUUGCGGAUGACUUACUGUUAUUCUGUAAGGGCUCUCUCACUGCUGUUACGGCUGUCAAGGAGGUUCUUGAUGACUUUGCUUCUACCACAGGUCUAUCCAUUAACCCUGAUAAAUCUCAUGUCUUUUUUGGUGGAGUUUCUAGCAAUGACAGAACCAGAAUUGCCCUUGAAUUAAAUCUGACAGAAGGUUCUUUUCCUCUAAAGUACCUUGGGGUUCCUAUGAGGCCUACUAAAUGGAAACAUGAAGAUUGUGAGGUUAUCAUUCAGAAAUUUCGCUUAAAGAUUCAGAAUUGGGCGAGUAGACACCUAUCGUUUGCUGGCCGGAUUCAACUUAUUAAUUCAGUUUUGCUUGGGCUUCGAAACUAUUGGAUGUCUAUUUUUGUUUUGCCUCAAAGCAUACUCAAGGAAAUUGAAAAGAUCUGUCAGGGUUUUCUGUGGGGCUCUUCUGGGCAGAGAAGCAAGAUUCACAUUCCCUCUUGGCAGAAGGUUUGUCUCCCUAAAGCCUAUGGAGGCUUGGGUUUCAGAGAUGGAGUAACUUGGAACCGAGCUGUUCUAGCUAAAUAUGUUUGGGCUUUAUCUGCUAAACUUGAUUUGCUAUGGGUUAAAUGGAUCCAUUCCAUAUAUUUGAAAGGUGUCAAUUUCUGGAACUAUGAUUUAAUAGCUGAUUGUAGUUGGUAUUGGUGGAAGAUAUGUCGUCUCAAGGAUCAUUUUAGCCCUGCUGAUAUACUUUCUGCUGGUGCGCAAGGGAAGUUUAAGUCUUCUAGGUUGUAUAACAGCCUCUUAGUCCAGCAAAGGGUAGAGUAUUACAGAACUGUUUGGAGUAGAAUUAUCCUCCCAAAUCACAGGUUUAUGCUUUGGCAAGUGGUUAAUUCUCAGCUUUUAACUAGGGACAAUCUCAGAAGGCUGCAUGUUUAA
Humulus lupulus (European hop) is the source of this 2616-nucleotide messenger RNA. RefSeq lists its product as uncharacterized. The transcript is spliced from 3 exons. Lineage: Eukaryota; Viridiplantae; Streptophyta; Magnoliopsida; Rosales; Cannabaceae. The record is from RefSeq and is a predicted model, not a curated record. Bases 1 to 2616 code for a protein of 871 amino acids.